AUGAAACAUUUGGCAAAGAAGACAAGGUCGAUAGCUGAAUGGAUAGAUCGUGGCCAUAUGAAAAUGGAAUAUGUGCCGACCGCUGAGAAUGUUGCAGAUAUUUUCACCAAGGCAUUGGGACCUUGCGUUUUUGAGCGGUUGCGUGACCAAUUGAAUAUCGAAAACGUGCAAGAAGCUUGGUUGUCCGAGGACAUACUAGCUGUCACUGUGGCAACUGCACACAAGAAUGAGAGAUUAAGAAUUGAAUGCGCAAGCUAUCGAUGA
This is a messenger RNA of Phytophthora megakarya, 264 nucleotides long. The record is from the annotation of a GenBank genome assembly. Lineage: Eukaryota; Oomycota; Peronosporomycetes; Peronosporales; Peronosporaceae.